This is a messenger RNA of Salpingoeca rosetta, 5674 nucleotides long. RefSeq lists its product as uncharacterized. Gene Ontology annotation, molecular function: protein binding. Gene Ontology annotation, biological process: intraciliary transport. Gene Ontology annotation, cellular component: ciliary basal body; axoneme; intraciliary transport particle B. The transcript has 32 exons. Lineage: Eukaryota; Choanoflagellata; Craspedida; Salpingoecidae. The record is from RefSeq and is a predicted model, not a curated record. Bases 347 to 5566 code for a protein of 1739 amino acids.
CAUGAAUUUGAUGCGAAAGUAAUUUUUCUGCAACGGCUUCGUUGGAGACGGAGCACAGCCACCAAAACACACCAACGCAGCCACAAGCCAAGCAGACGAGCCCACUGCUGCUGGCUGCUGCUGCAUCUGAGAACGACUGGCGUGCGUGUGAGCGGCGCAGGAAGCGCGGGAGGGAGUGAGACACUUGCACACACACACACACAGAAAGAGAAGUAGCAGGAAGAGUGCACAGGGCGGUGUACAGCUACAGCACACAACAACGAACAACGCAAGCAGCGUGAACUGCUCAGGGUUCCAUCACCGCGACACACACCACAACAACACACACACACACAUACCGUAAGUCAUGCAGUUGCGGCACUUGCAGACGGUUGUGCCGGCCGUUGAAGGCACCAACAAGGUCACCGCCAUGGCAUGGAGCCCAAACAACGUCAAGCUCGCCGUGGUCACCGUCGAUCGGGUUGUCAUUCUCUUUGAUGAAAACGGUGACAAGCAAGACAAGUUCUCAACAAAGCCGGCAGAAAGCGGGGGUCCCAAGACGUAUGUGGUCAAGGGGCUGGCGUGGUCGCCAGACUCGUGCAAGCUCGCUGUUGCACAAACAGACAAGAUUGUCUUCGUGUACAAACUCGCCCAACCAGAGCGCGCAGCCGAGUGGGACAAGAAGAAAUCCAUUUGCAACAAGUUCCUGCAAACGUCGCCCGUCACGUGCCUCGCGUGGCCCGCCGCACACCAGAACACCGUCGUGUACGGCCUCGUUGACGGAAAGGUGCGCAUGGGCAACUUGAAGAACAACCGGUCCCAGUCGCUCUACCCAACGGGAUCCCCAUGCCUCGCCAUCGCUGCCAGUCCUGACGGGCAGAACAUUGUUUCCUCGCACGCCGACGGAAAACUUUACCGCUACUCACUCGAAGACAACGGUCGUCAGGGCAUCCUGUGCAAGCACCCUGUGCCCGUGUAUGCGCUGGCGUGGGGCGAGACCAUCAUGGCCGCAGGAAGCGACAUGCGCGUCGUCUUCUACAACGAAAACGGGCGGGUGGUGCAGCACUUUGAGCACGGCGAGGAGGAGGGCGAGUCCGACCCCACCACCGCCGUCGUCAGCCCGAGUGGCCAGAGCAUCGUCGUUGGCUCGUGCGAUCGCCUGCGCGUGUACAACUACAACAUCCGCCGCUCAAAGUGGGACGCGUCGCCACCGAAGACGAUUGAGAACCUGUACACCGUCUCCGCCCUCGCGUGGAAGCCAGACGGCAGCAGGCUCGCCGUGGGCAACCUGUGCGGUGCCGUUGAGUUGUUUGAGUGCUGUCUCAAGCGCACCCUCUACAAGGGCAAGUUUGACUUCACCUACGUCGGGCCCUCACAAGUGAUUGUGACGAAGCUUGCGACCGGCAGUCGCAUUGUUCUCAAGUCGCACUACAACUACGAGAUUGAGAAGAUCAACGUGCUCGGCAACGACCAGUACCUCGUCGGCCAUACAAACGAGACGCUGCUGAUCGGGGACCUUGCGACGUGCCGCCUGAGCGAGGUGCCGUGGCGCUUCUCCGGCAACGAGAAGUUCUACUUUGAGAACCCAAUGUGCGCCCUCAUCUUCAACGCGGGCGAGCUCACCGUCGUCGAAUACGGCAACAAUGAGAUCCUGGGCAGUGUGCGCACGGAGCACAUGAACCCGCACGUGCUGAGCAUUUGCAUUGGAGGCCGCACUUCCACGCCGACGGAGGACAACAAGAAGAUGGCGUACCUCAUUGACGCGCGCACCGUUGUGCUGAUGGACCUGACCAACGGGUCCACCAUCGCGACCAUCGAACACGACGCAAAGGUCGACUGGCUCGAGCUCAACGAAACAGGGCGCAAGUUGAUGUUCCGGGACAAGCGGCGCCGGCUGUUCCUGUUUGACAUUGCGACAGAGGAGCAGCACGCUCUCCUCAGCUUUUGCUCAUAUGUCCAGUGGGUCCCAAACUCCGACGUCAUCGUCGCUCAAAACCGCAACAACCUGUGCGUGUGGUACAGCGUUGACCACCCCGAACGCGUCACAUCAUUCGAAAUCAAAGGCGAUGUUGAGGACAUUGAGCGCGUGGACGGGCGGACGGAAGUGCUGGUGGACGAAGGGGUGAACCAGGUCGCGUACACGCUUGAUGAGGGCCUGAUUGAGUUUGGAACAGCAGUGGAGGAUGGGGACUACGUGCGCGCCGUCGCUUUCUUGGAGACACUCGACACCUCGUCCCCAGAGAGCAAGGCCAUGUGGUCGACACUGGCGCAGCUGUCGCUCAAUGCUGAAGAACUUGUUGUUGCCGAGCGCUGCUACGCUGCCCUGGGCAACGUUGCCAAGGCGUCCUACCUGCACCGCGUGAACGAGGAGGCGCGUACCAAUGGUUCACAGAGCUUCCAAGUGCGCGCCAAGAUGGCUGCCCUCAACCAGCACUUCAAGCUGGCGGAAACAAUCUACCUCGAACAGGGCGCUGUCGACCAGGCCAUGUCGAUGUACCAGACGCUGCACCAGUGGGACCAGGCCAUCGCCGUUGCCGAGUCGCGCAACCUGCCCGAGCUCCACGACAUGCGCAACAACUACAUGACAUGGCUCAUCGAGACCGGCCAGGAGGAGCAAGCUGGCAAGGUGAAGGAGAGCGAGGGCGAUUUGCACGGCGCCCUCGGCUUCUACAUGAAGGCCGGUCUCCCAGGACGCGCUGCCAACCUUGUGAUGCAGCACCCGGAGCUUGCGCAGGCGCAAGAUGUUGUGAGCCGCGUGUCGAGUGCCCUCAUGAACGCGUCGCUGUACGAGACGGCCGGGCAGCUGUUUGAGCGCGCACAGCUCACCUCCCGCGCCCUCGAGGCAUACAAGAAGGGCAAUGUGUACGGGCGUGCGGUCGAGCUGUGCCGGGUUGCGUUCCCCAACGAAGUCGUCACCUUGGAGGAGCAGUGGGGCGACUACCUUGUUGCGCAGAAGCAGCUAGACAGCGCCAUCCCGCACUUUAUUGAGGCCGGCCGCAUGGAGAAGGCAAUUGAGGCUGCAAUCAACGCUCGCCAAUGGACAAAAGCGGCGCAGAUUGUUGACAUGCAGGAGGAGGCGGUCGCGCGGCCAUACUACAAAGUGCUCGCCGAACACUUUGCCUCCGUCCGCGAUUUCUCAAACGCAAAGAAGUACUACAUCAAGAACCGCACGCCCAAGGCUGCGAUUGAGAUGUAUGUUGCUGCGGGCAAGUGGGACGAGGCGCACAAGCUCUCGAACAAAUACAUGCAGAAGGAGGACGUUGCUGACAUGUACCUCGACAAGGCUGGCGAGCUUGAAGGGCAGCACAAGUACAAGGAGGCCGAGAAGCUGUACAUCUCUGUUGACGAGCCUGAUUUCGCCAUCAACAUGUACAAGCGCAUUCGCCAAUACGACGAUAUGGUUCGACUCAUCAAGCAGUACCAUCCAGAUUUGCUCAAGGAUACACACAUGCACCUUGCAAGCGAACUCCAAGAGGAGGGCCAGCUGGCGCAGGCGGAGACGCACUUUGUCGAAGCGGACGACUGGCGCAGCGCAGUGAACAUGUACCGUGGAGCCGACAUGUGGGACGAUGCAUACCGCGUCGCAAAGGCACACGGCGGCCAGAACGCAGCACAGCAGGUGGCCUACCUGUGGGCGAAGAGCCUUGGCGGCGACAGCGCUGUGAAACUCCUUGUGAAGCUCGACAUGGUGUCUGUUGCCAUUGACUUUGCGUGCGAUCAGAGCGCGUUUGACUUUGCCUUUGAGCUGGCACGCUCGGCAGCCAAGGAGCGGCUGAGCGACGUGCACCUGAAGCACGCCAUGCACUUAGAGGACGAGGGCAUGUUCAAGGAGGCUGAGGAAGAGUUUGUGCGUGCAGGCAAACCGAAAGAGGCGGUGCUCAUGUAUGUGCACGCACAGGACUGGGACAGCGCUCAGCGUGUUGCUGAGGGCCAUGAUCCGGACAGCAUCUCCGAUGUGCUGGUGGGCCAGGCCCGAGUCGCCUUCCAGAACCGCGACUUUGCGGCUGCAGAGACGUUCCUGCUGCGGGCAGACCGCCCCGAGCUCGCCGUGCGCUACUACAAGGAGGCAGACAUGCUGCAGGAUGCACUUCGCCUCGCCACGGAGUACGUGCCAAGCAAGGUGCCGGAGAUCAAGGCACUCAUUGCCAAGAAGGGGACACCCAUGCCUCCAGGCACGCACGGCGAUGACGUCAUGGAACGCGCGCGCAUGCUGGAGGCGAGCGGGCAGCACGCCAAGGCGGUUGAGGAGUACCUGAAGGUGACGCCGGAGAGCGUGCGCGACGAUGACGUGGUGGAGGAAGCGUGCGAGAAGGCGGCUGAGCUGGCGACCAAGUUUAUCCCGGCCAAGGCAGCGGAUGUCGUCACCACUGCAUGCAGGAGCCUCGUCACAAUCGGGCGGUACGGGGUGGCUGCGGACCUGUUCCUCGGCAUCGACAUGCUGCGCGAGGCAGUGGAGACGUGCAUGGCAGGCAACCUGUGGGACCGCGCAAAGAACCUGGCAGACGGCGACGACGACCUCGCUGCAUAUGUGCAGGAGCGUUACGAGGAGCACCUCAAGGAGACGGGCGACCCCACCCGGCUGGUGGAGGUGAACGUGAUUGCAGCGCUGGACAUGUAUGCGCAGCAGCGGCAGUGGGAGCGGUGCAUGGCGGAGGCAGAGAAGCACGGUGGGCAGGUGCUGAACAAGUACGCGGCACUGUACGCAGCAGACCUGCUGGACCAGGGCGAUGUGGUGCACGCACUGGGCGUGUUCAAGCAGCACGGCGCGCCGUCCACGCCGAACAACUUCAACCUCUACCGCAAGCUCACGCUCGAUGUGCUCAACGCACCGCACGUGUCUGGGUAUGGCGUGUACGCGGACCUGCGUGACGUGCUCGCUGGCGUGUGCACGGGCCUCUCUGCACCGCAGCACGGGCAGGGCGUGGUGGACGAGUUUGACCGCCUCACGCGCAUCUGCCACUACAUGGCGCUGAAGAACGCGUGCAAGGACGUGGGGGAGCUUGCAGACCUCUUCACCAAGCUCAACGUGGCGCUGCUGCGGUACACGGACACGGUACCCGCCGACCGGGCGUUCUACGAGGCCGGCAUGGCGUUCAAGGACCAAGGGCGCGACAACAUGGCGUUUAUGCUGCUGAACCGCUUCCUGGACCUCUCCGAGGCAAUCGAGGAAGGCGACCUGGAUGGCCUCGACAACACGGAUUUCGUGGACACGGACAUACCGUUUGAGAUUCCGCUGCCGGAUGCGCCAAGCAUUGCGGAGGACGAGCGGGAGGAGAUCAAGGACUGGGUCCUCGCCGUCUCCAUGGACCAGCAGAUUGACCAGGUGCUUGAGAAGGAUGAGCGCGGUGUCUUUAUUGGCACGCUGGUUGACAAGAUGCACAACAAGACCUACCAGCCCUGCGUCAUCUCAGGAUUCCCCAUCCUUGGCGCCGCCGUCGACAUGGACGACGGAAAGGUUGCGUCGCGUGAGGAUUGGAACAAGUUUGUCAUGGCGGUGAAGACGCUGCACAACGAUGAUCUGUCGGAUGUGCUUCGCUUCCUCAACACCUGGUGUGGCGCUCCCGCCAACCCCUCCUACGCCUUUUAGCCUUCUGGCCCUUGCUCUGCUGUGCUGCUGUACAUGUCUCUGUGUGUGUGUGUGUGUGUGUGUGUAUGCGUGUGUGUGUCUGUGUCUGCGUCUGUCUGUGUGUGUGCG